AUGUCACCCACGACAGUCCUCGACCGGACGCCCUGGCUCGCCGCGCACGGCAGCGACGCACGCGUCCACGCCGUCACGGACCCGUGGCCGGAGCACCACAUCCUGUCGGGGCUCCAGAGGGCCGGCGCGAUCGGUUCGGCGGCCGCGCUGUUCGACGCCGGCCGCGGCCGGUACCACGUAGCUGUGGAGGUGCGGGGGACGGUGGCGGGGUGGCCAGGGGUGGUGCACGGGGGGCUGAGCGCGAAGCUGUGCGACGAGGCGGCCGUGGAGCUCCUGCGCGCGAUGGGGCGGAGCGCGACGGUCGCGGCGAGCGCGCGGCGCUCCGUGGUGAACUACCGCGCCAAGGUCCCGACCUCCUCGCUCGUCGUCGUCACGGCGCAGCUCGACAGCGACGGCGCCUCCGACGACGGCAGCUACGUCGUCCACGCCCGCAUUCACGACGGCACGGACCCGGACGCCGCGCCGCCGUUCGUCGAAUGCACCGUCACGCUCACCCCGGCCGCGUCCGCCGCGAACAGCGCCCGCGCGCUCCCCGAGCGCACUAGCGACCGCUACGAGGCCAGCACGCACGCCGCCCGCGCCGCCGCCGCCCCCAAACACAUCUCCACACUCGCGGAGGAGAGCGAGCGCGACCAGGGGCCCGACUGGCUCCGGACGGACGCGACGCCGUGGCUGCGCGGCGUCGUCGAUGCGGAGGACAGCUACGCGGGCACGGGGUCCGGCUUCCUCGUCGGAGCGCUCUACCGCAAGGCAGACCGAACGUCGCCGCAUCACCUGUUUACGGCGGUGGCGCGGGCGGGGCUGUCGCGGGAGACGGCUGUGGUGUACGAGCGCGCGCGGCGGCGGUGCCACGUCGCGAUGCCGGUGCUCGAGGGGGCGUGCGGGCACGGCGCGGGGCGCGUGCACACGGGAGUGCUGUCCGCGCUGUCCGACGAGACGCUCGGGACGCUCGUGUUCGCGAUGAAGCUCGAGGGCGUGAUCCCCGCCGUGCCGUCCUUCACCGCGCGGCUCGAGGUCGAGCACGUCGAGGAGCCCGAGGCGCCGUCCCUGCUUGUGUGCUCCGCGGACCUGGUGUCCGUGGAGGGCCGGAAGAUCUGGGUGCAGUGCACGGUGCACGACGGGGCAGGCGGGCCCGACGGCGGCAAGGUCUACGCGCGGGCGAAGGCGCUCUUCGUGCAGAUGAACACGCGGCCGGACAAGAUCCUGAAGGCCGUCGUCGGCGCGGCCUGGGACAACGUCGCCCGGCGCGGCAAGCACGUCCUCUCAACGAUCACGGCGGCACAGAAGCGCAGCGACCACGUGGGCCUCCUGGGACCCUCCCUGGUCGCCCUCGGCGCGAUCGCGAUCUCUCUGCGCGCGGGCGUGUUCCACGCGCUGACAGCGGCGGCUCCGUGA
Pedinophyceae sp. YPF-701 is the source of this 1395-nucleotide messenger RNA. The record is from the annotation of a GenBank genome assembly. Lineage: Eukaryota; Viridiplantae; Chlorophyta; Pedinophyceae.